Messenger RNA from Lepidothrix coronata (blue-crowned manakin), 1485 nucleotides. RefSeq names its product ubiquitin like modifier activating enzyme 5 (gene UBA5). Bases 17 to 1216 code for a protein of 399 amino acids. Lineage: Eukaryota; Metazoa; Chordata; Aves; Passeriformes; Pipridae. Gene Ontology annotation, biological process: protein ufmylation. Gene Ontology annotation, molecular function: UFM1 activating enzyme activity. The record is from RefSeq and is a predicted model, not a curated record. Gene Ontology annotation, cellular component: cytoplasm; cytosol. The transcript has 12 exons.
CAGACGUGUCGCUGCCAUGGCGGAUCCCGGUCGGCUGGAGCGGCUGGAGCGGCGGGUGCGGGAGCUAGAGGAGGAGCUGGCCCGGGAGCGGGGCGGGCGGCGGCCGGCGCGGACCCGCAUCGACACCAUGAGCCCGGAGGUGACGGACUCCAACCCCUACAGUCGCUUGAUGGCAUUAAAAAGAAUGGGAAUUGUCAAAGACUAUGAGAAAAUCCGUACCUUUACAGUUGCAGUAGUAGGUGUAGGUGGAGUUGGCAGUGUGACUGCUGAAAUGUUGACAAGGUGUGGCAUUGGUAAGCUGCUUCUGUUUGACUAUGACAAAGUGGAACUGGCAAACAUGAACAGACUCUUCUUCCAACCUCAUCAAGCUGGAUUAAGUAAAGUGCAAGCAGCAGAGCAUACUUUGAGGGAUAUUAAUCCUGAUGUUCAGUUUGAAGUACAUAACUACAACAUCACAACACUGGACAACUUUGAACACUUCAUGGACAGAAUAAGUAAUGGUGCACUGGAGGAAGGGAAACCUGUUGACCUUGUUCUAAGCUGUGUAGACAACUUUGAAGCUCGCAUGGCGAUUAACACGGCCUGCAAUGAACUUGGUCAAAUCUGGAUGGAAUCUGGAGUCAGUGAAAAUGCAGUGUCGGGACACAUACAGCUGAUCAUACCUGGUGAAUCCGCUUGUUUCGCGUGUGCUCCUCCACUUGUAGUUGCUGCAAAUAUUGAUGAGAAGACAUUGAAACGAGAGGGAGUUUGUGCAGCCAGUCUUCCUACAACUAUGGGUGUUGUGGCAGGAAUGCUGGUACAAAAUGUUCUGAAAUACCUGUUAAAUUUCGGUACUGUGAGUUAUUAUCUUGGUUACAAUGCAAUGCAGGAUUUCUUCCCAACUAUGUCUAUGAAGCCAAACCCACAAUGUAGCGACCACAAUUGCAGAAAACAGCAAGAAAAUUAUAAGAAAAAAGAAGCUGCACAACCAAAACAAGAAGUAAUUGAAAAGGAAGAUGAAAUAGUACACGAAGACAAUGACUGGGGCAUCGAAUUAGUAUCAGAAACUUCAGUAGAUGAGCUGAAGGCUGCGUCUGGCCCGGUACCCGACCUUCCUGAGGGAAUUACUGUAGCAUAUACUAUCCCAGAAAAGGAAGAGAAUUCGAUAAUGAAGGAAACGGUAGCAGAGUCUGAAGAAAGCCUGGAAGAACUCAUGGCCAAAAUGAGAAACAUGUAGAAAAAUAAAUAUUAAGUACAACUUCAGAUCAACAUGGAUUUUGAGAAGACCAGUCUUCUUACUUUUUUUCUUUACCUCCAGUGAAGCUUACCUUUACCUUUCUAAAGAAGUGGAACUGUUACAUGGGCAGGAAGGACACAGAUUUACAUUGUUCAUAUUCUGUUGUCUAGUCACUCUUUACCAUACAGAGUUGUGCUACUGUAAAUUUUAGUUUCUCAGCAUUGCUAGUGUCCAGAUAUUCAGUAGAAAAUAAAAAGACAUGACUUUCA